This is a messenger RNA of Carassius auratus (goldfish), 2129 nucleotides long. RefSeq names its product chemokine (C-X-C motif) receptor 3, tandem duplicate 2 (gene cxcr3.2). Gene Ontology annotation, molecular function: C-C chemokine binding; C-C chemokine receptor activity. Lineage: Eukaryota; Metazoa; Chordata; Actinopteri; Cypriniformes; Cyprinidae. The transcript has 3 exons. Bases 174 to 1319 code for a protein of 381 amino acids. Gene Ontology annotation, cellular component: membrane; external side of plasma membrane. Gene Ontology annotation, biological process: immune response; cell chemotaxis; calcium-mediated signaling. The record is from RefSeq and is a predicted model, not a curated record.
ACUAAGAUAAACAUGUUUCCUGAACAAAUUCAGUUACAAUCAGAUGAUCAUCUGAUCUAGGUCAACCCCUGCACAGACAGAACAGGAGAGACGUAUAGACAAGACGACCUGAGAGACGAGUGCAUCUCGUGCCCACUGUUUUACUUGUAUGUCUCACUUCUCUGAAGCUCAUCAUGAAGCACACGACAGCUACAGAGGUCCCUGAUAACACCGAUUAUGACUACACAAUCAAUUCUGCUGAUUAUAACAAUAGCGAUGUGGAUGACAAAGAUGCUGCCCCCUGCAGUCUGUGGGAUACAUGGGACAUUCUUAGUCACUUUGCCCCCGUGGCUUACAUCCUAGUCUUUAUCUUGGCACUGGUGGGUAACAUCCUGGUUCUGUGUGUGAUCCGCCGUUAUCGCCAGUCUCGACAUAGUCCCUGCUCCUUCUCCCUGACAGACACCUUCCUGCUCCAUCUGGCCAUCUCUGACCUCCUACUGGCUAUAACUUUGCCAUUUUUUGCUGUCGAGUGGAUUCACGAGUGGGUCUUCGGUGUAUUCAUGUGUAAAAUAGCCGGAGCGUUGUUCUCACUGAACGUUUAUUGUGGGGUGCUUUUCCUGGCCUGCAUCAGCUUUGACCGAUACCUGGCUAUCGUACAUGCAAUCAAUAUCCGUUGGAGACGCAAGACCUGCCACGCACAGCUGGCCUGUGCCACCAUCUGGGUUGUCUGCCUAGGAUUGGCGAUGGUGGACGUGUACUACCGCAAUGUAGUGACUGUUUAUGGCAUAAAUCGGUUGAUUUGCCAUAUAGAUUUUUCUCAAGAGAACAGCCAGCAAUGGCAGAUCGGCAUGCAGCUGGUUAGUAUGAUUUUUGGCUUCAUACUUCCCUUACUGGUCAUGCUGUACUGCUACCUUCGCAUUUUCAAAGCACUCUGUCACGCCACACGUAGGCAGAAACGGCGCUCGAUGAGGCUCAUCAUCUCAUUGGUCAUUGUGUUUGUAAUCAGUUGGGCACCUUAUAAUGCCUUGCGGAUGACCGACAGCUUGCAGACGCUUGGGGUCAUUGUCAAAACCUGCGCGCUCAACAAGGUGCUAGAUGUGGGCAUUUUUGUGACAGAGAGCCUGGGGUUGGCGCAUUGCGCUUUAAAUCCACUACUCUACGGCCUUGUAGGGGUAAAGUUCCGUCGUGAGCUCACCCAGAUGUGCAAGGCUGCUUUAGGACCCCAGGGGUGCCUCGGAUUAGCAGGAUGGGUAAACAGUCGGGGAUCGACCCGCAGGCCAACUGGAUCAUUCAGCUCGAUGGAGAGUGAGAAUACCACCUACUUCUCCGUCAUGGCUUGAAAAGAGUGAACAAGAGUGCAGGAAUAGAAGUGAAGUGGUUGUUUUUAUCUGGAAUUGGGAAGAAACCACAAUUUCAUUUGGUGUAGUCUGAGAGAUACUGAAACUGUUUCAUGUUCUUUCUUUUUUUCCCUUCUUUUUCUUUUUCUUUUUUUAAGCAAGACAAUUUGUAAUGCAGUCUUAACAUCUAUUCUAUUCUGGAGGAGGAGACUUUGUCGUUAAUUUUCUGUUGUUAUUAUUAAAGAUAAUAAAAAUAAGUGCCUGCAUGAAUAUCCCAAAAUUAACCAAUUUAAAAUUUUGCUGCAUUUUAGCUACAGGCUCAUAUAGCUAUAUAUUCAUAUUUUAUAUAUUUAAUAUUUUCCAAACAUUACACGCUGAGACAGAAAAAAGAAAAGAAAAAUGCUGUAGAAAUGCAUUCUCAUCAACAAUCAUGCCUUUGUGGCAGCUGUAAUCAUGACAAUCAUCCGUUGAGUUGUCUAGGUCUGGUAUCACAAACAGGAACUGAAAACAGACUCCACAUCCACUUUCUUUACUUUUCUUUUUUUAUAGAUAUAGAUAUAAAUACUUGUCAUAAAUAAGGCUGUGACAUCAAAUUGAGUUUUGUUUAUCAUUUUAUUAAUCUGUUGUUUAAUCCUUUAAGCAGAAGAGAUUAUACAAUACAUCACAACAUCACAUACAGUACAUAAUAAAUAUGAAUAUGACAGAAAGCUUUCUCCUGAUGUAAUUUUUGUAAAACAUUCCUAUUGUUAUUUUUGUGAAUUUAAUGUUUCCACUUCUGAUAAACUGUAUUAUACAUUAAACUUUUAAUAUAGA